This is a messenger RNA of Chinchilla lanigera (long-tailed chinchilla), 4589 nucleotides long. RefSeq names its product doublecortin-like kinase 2 (gene Dclk2). The record is from RefSeq and is a predicted model, not a curated record. Gene Ontology annotation, biological process: protein phosphorylation; intracellular signal transduction. Gene Ontology annotation, molecular function: ATP binding; protein kinase activity. NCBI's taxonomy places the organism in Eukaryota, Metazoa, Chordata, Mammalia, Rodentia, Chinchillidae.
AUGGCCAGCGCCAGGAGCAUCGAGCUGGAGCACUUCGAGGAGCGGGACAAAAGGCCGAGGCCGGGGUCGCGGAGGGGCGCGCCCAGCCCCGCGGGGGGCGGCGGCGGCUCGGGCCCCAAGGGGAACGGGCUCAUCCCCAGCCCGGCGCACAGCGCCCACUGCAGCUUCUACCGCACGCGCACCCUGCAGGCCCUCAGCUCGGAGAAGAAGGCCAAGAAGGCGCGCUUCUACCGGAAUGGGGACCGCUACUUCAAAGGCCUGGUCUUUGCCAUCUCCAGCGACCGCUUCCGGUCCUUCGAUGCGCUCCUCAUGGAGCUCACCCGCUCGCUGUCGGACAACGUGAACCUGCCCCAGGGCGUCCGCACCAUCUACACCAUCGACGGCAGCCGGAAGGUCACCAGCCUGGACGAGCUGCUGGAAGGUGAGAGUUACGUGUGUGCAUCCAACGAGCCAUUUCGUAAAGUUGACUACACCAAAAAUGUCAACCCGAACUGGUCUGUGAACAUCAAGGGUGGAACCUCUCGGACCUUGGCCUCCACCGCCUCUGUGAAAAGUGAAGUCAAAGAAAGUAAAGACUUCAUCAAACCCAAGUUAGUGACUGUGAUUCGAAGUGGAGUGAAGCCUAGAAAAGCCGUGCGGAUCCUUCUGAAUAAAAAGACUGCUCAUUCCUUUGAACAGGUCCUAACUGAUAUCACCGAAGCCAUUAAGCUCGACUCGGGAGUGGUCAAGAGGCUGUGCACCCUAGACGGAAAACAGGUUACCUGUCUGCAAGACUUUUUUGGGGAUGAUGAUGUUUUUAUUGCAUGUGGACCUGAAAAAUUCCGUUACGCCCAAGAUGACUUUGUCCUGGAUCACAGUGAAUGCCGUGUCCUGAAGUCAUCUUACUCUCGAUCCUCAGCUGUUAAGUAUUCCGGAUCCAAAAGCCCUGGGCCCUCUCGUCGCAGCAAGUCACCAGCUUCAGUAAAGCGGGGUGGCCACUACUCCAGUGCCUAUUCUACAGCCAAAUCCCCAGUUAACGGAACUCCCAGCAGCCAACUUUCCACUCCUAAAUCUACAAAAUCCUCCAGCUCCUCUCCAACCAGCCCUGGAAGUUUCAGAGGAUUAAAGAUUUCUGCUCAUGGCAGAUCAUCUUCCAAUGUAAACGGCGGACCUGACCUGGACCGUUGCAUGAGUCCUGAAGGUUUGAAUGGAAACAGGUGUUCUGAAUCAUCCACUCUUCUUGAGAAAUACAAGAUUGGGAAGGUCAUUGGUGAUGGCAAUUUCGCAGUUGUCAAAGAGUGUAUAGAUAGGUCUACUGGAAAGGAGUUUGCUCUAAAGAUUAUAGACAAAGCCAAAUGUUGUGGAAAGGAACACCUGAUCGAGAAUGAGGUGUCAAUAUUGCGCCGAGUGAAACAUCCCAACAUCAUCAUGCUGGUCGAGGAGAUGGAAACAGCAACUGAGCUCUUUCUGGUGAUGGAGUUGGUCAAGGGCGGAGAUCUCUUUGAUGCGAUUACUUCUUCGACCAAGUACACUGAGAGAGACGGCAGCGCCAUGGUGUACAACCUCGCCAAUGCCCUCCGAUAUCUCCAUGGCCUGAGCAUUGUGCACAGGGACAUCAAGCCAGAGAACCUCUUGGUGUGUGAGUACCCCGACGGAACCAAGUCGUUGAAACUGGGGGACUUCGGGCUGGCGACGGUGGUGGAAGGCCCUCUGUACACGGUCUGCGGCACGCCCACCUACGUCGCUCCGGAGAUCAUCGCUGAGACCGGCUACGGCCUGAAGGUGGACAUUUGGGCAGCCGGCGUGAUCACGUACAUUCUCCUGUGUGGCUUCCCACCAUUCCGAAGUGAGAACAAUCUCCAGGAGGAUCUCUUCGACCAGAUCUUGGCUGGGAAGCUGGAGUUCCCAGCCCCCUACUGGGAUAACAUCACUGACUCAGCCAAGGAGCUAAUCAGUCAGAUGCUUCAGGUGAACGUGGAAGCUCGAUGUACUGCAGGACAAAUCCUGAGUCACCCCUGGGUGUCAGAUGAUGCCUCCCAGGAGAACAAUAUGCAGGCGGAGGUCACAGGUAAACUAAAACAGCACUUUAAUAACGCGCUCCCCAAACAGAACAGCACCACCACCGGGGUCUCUGUCAUUAUGGUAAGUGGGGCGCAGCCCGGAGUGCUCUGCCGCAGGUGGCCAGAGCUGCUGUGGUGUGAGGCUGGGGCCUCCGUGUCCCCCGGGUGGCCUUCCGAAGGGCACUCACUGGCCCCGUUCCAGGCCCUGCAUGCUGGGCGCUGUGGGCAGGGGCCGUGCAGGCUCCAGGGAGGCCAGGCUGCUGGGUGCAGGUGUGGGGACCCGAUGCGCUCUGCGGUCGCUGUCUGCACCGAGACGGUGCCCUGGGUGUGGCGGUAUAAACAGAUAGCUCCCCCUCCGGGGUGUCCAGCGUAGAUUAUUCAAGGCAUUGAUUAUUCUGUGGGAUUUGGGAUAAGAAGUAGUCAAAGUGAAACAAAUUUCUUUCUUUUUUUUAAGAAAAUAACAUUUUAUAAAAGACAGUUUGGGGGCUCUCAAAACUACAGAACAACACUUUUUAAAAAAUUAUAAUGUUCUCCAGGUUAGUAGAAUUUUAUGAAAAGUCAGUAACAAUGAUCACCGUUAUUUCUUAUGAAAGAAAAGGUUAUUUCUUUCGUAACCUUUUUACAAAAUUUUUUUAACAUGUCCCUGCCAGCUUAACACAGCAGUGGUAGGUACGUGUGGGGUCGUUUUGGGGACUGUCCCAUGCCACCUGACGGCACAGUCAUGCAUGUACCAGUGGUGGUUCAGAGCCACCCAGCUGCCAGACGGGAAGGACGGCCCCAUCGUGAACGUGCGAUCUAAGUGUAUAAACACAACACAGUAAAAUGAAAAGUAGCAUUAAAGUAAGGGAAGGCAAAGGAAAACGGCAGAAACAAGAAGAGUGAGCCUGAAGUGAGGUCGGUAGGCACAGUGCCGGCCGUCCAGGCCUGAGCCCUGUGAAGCCGGCCAGGCUGAGCGGCCCCCACCGAGCUGGCGGGGAGUGGCGGGGUCGCCUUCCCCGGAGCACCGGCCUCUCCGAGGGCAUGCGCAGCUGCCCAGCCCGGGGCACCUCCGGGUCCCCACAGCCGCGUUGUGCCUGUCACAGCGCUGGCCUCUCACUUCCUGGGAAGGGCGCGGCCGCAGGGAGAGCCGUGCCUUUUCCUCACCGCCCCUGGUAACCCCGGAACUUGGUCUAGGAAGGCGAAAGGUGCAGGGAGGAGCGGGAAGGACCCCCGCCCCGGCCCUGUGAGCACCCAGCGCCCCGCCGUGCCCCACGAGCGUCCACCCUGCGCUUAGCACCUGCUGGCUGUCGUGCUGGGCCUCUCCCCGGGGGCCGUGUUAGUUUGGCUGCCCUCUGGAUGGCUUCCAUCUUUCCCUGUGGCCCUGCCAGAAAGGGUGCUGUCGCUCCCCGCUCCGACAGACGGGGCCUCGUGACAGCUUGCAGGCCUCGGGAGCUGCUCCCUGCCGAAGCGUGGGGCGGCUGCCGCCUGCCCUCAUGGUUUCCCUCGCAGUUUAUAGUGUUUUGCUGAGAGGGUAAGAGAGUCUGAGUUGUUACAGAAUUAUAAACACUUGGAAAAGAACCUUCUGUACAGAGCCGGCAGCACGGGGACAUUAUGAAGUGAUCCCCUUAGGAGAGCUGGCCCCAGUGGCGGAGAGACAGUGCAGCUCUGCAGUGCUCUGUGUUACGAGGGAGCUUCGGGAACAAUUUGGAAAACGAAACCUCCAAAGUCGGCCCCGCCAAGCCAGGAGUACAGCUCAGUGGCAGAGCGCAUGCUUAGCGUGAACGAGGCCCUGAGUUCCAUCCCCAGCACUAGAGCGAGAAACAUUGGCGUCGUGCACAUGUGGUGAAAAACCGUAAGGGAUUUGUUGGAAUCAGAAUUUAGUAACUCUGUUUGUGAGCCAGAGAGGCAUCUAAGAGGAGGCAGUAUUGCAGCCUGUGCGGGAGCUGAGGAGAACCCGCUCGGGUCCCUGGUGUGGUCCCCUUCCUGCCCCAGGAGGACGCGGUGCCUGCGGGGCUUCCGGGCACCUCUGGGCGGAGGCUCCGGGCUGCUGGGCUGUCGGGCCUUGGGCCCGGGUCCGCUGUGUCCUGGGCAGCGACGCGGAGGCCCCGCAGACAGCCCUGUCCUGUGGGUCCCUUGCUGAAAGUGGAGAGUUCGCCAGGCUCCACCGUCCCAUCCCGACAGAGGCCACUGGCACAGCUCGUGGGGAGCCCGCCUCGGGGAGCCUCGCCCUGUGCUGUGGCCGAAGGCGGCCCCGAGAGGAGAGAGGCAGAUAAACGAAAGACAGCUGUUGAGAGAGAAGUGAGGAUUAACGGGAAGAGGAAGGAUGCACGAGGAAGGAGAGGAACAGAAGGCAGCUUCUGGGGAAGCUUAGAAGAAGUUACACCAGCCUUCGUCAGCGUCACGGCAGUGUGACUCUGGAAGCUGGGUUGGCGCGCCGCUCAGCGCGUUGGCAGGGCCUAACUGCGUGCUCCCCGCAGGACCGCAGGCGCCAGGGAGCCGCCCGCUGGCCCCGUCCUCGCCACGUUCCCGCAGCUGAGCUCCGUCAGUGGGAGUGCGCUGCCUGCCCGCCCU